CAGACCUGAAGAGCCAUGAAGACUCUGAGCCUCCUGAGCGUCUGCGCUCUGCUGUCUGUCUGCGCAUCUAUGGGAGUGUACACAUACCCCUAAUCAACCUACAAACCAACAGCCGAACUUCCUCCCACCGGAGCUCCAGCUGACUCUGACUCUUCCUCUGCAUCCUCAUCUGCCUCAGACUCCGACUCCGCUUCCUCUGAGUCCGACUCCACAUCCGACUCCACAUCCGACUCCACAUCAGAUUCCGCCUCAGAUUCCGCCUCAGAUUCUUCAUCUUCCUCGUCUGAAUCAAACUCCGUCAGCGCUGAAGGAACUCCUGCCCCUCACGUGCUGCUGAAGAGAGAUGUGGCAGCUUCACUGCUGCGCCACCGGAGAGCCGGAGCUCCUGCGGCCAAACUGAGCCCUCAGCAGCUGGAGAGUUUGCGAGAGGUGUGUGAAGUGAAUCUGGACUGUGAACACAUGGCUGAAACCACCGGGAUCAUAGCAGCUUAUACGGCAUAUUAUGGACCAAUCCCAUACUAACACACACACACACACACACACACACACACACACACUCACACACACACACACACACACACACACACGUUUACUUAGCUAUCUAAAUGG
Molecule: messenger RNA, 609 nt
Organism: Cyprinus carpio (common carp)
Lineage: Eukaryota; Metazoa; Chordata; Actinopteri; Cypriniformes; Cyprinidae
Gene: bglapl
Product: bone gamma-carboxyglutamate (gla) protein, like
Biological process (GO): bone development; response to vitamin K; osteoblast differentiation
Cellular component (GO): extracellular region
Molecular function (GO): hydroxyapatite binding; structural constituent of bone; calcium ion binding
Source: RefSeq, a predicted model, not a curated record